UACACAAUGGAGAAAUUAGUAACAUUGUUAGCAUUACUAUUAUACUUUGGAUUAGUUUUUGGAGAAAUUAGUAACAAGUGUGUGUUUCCAGCAAUAUAUAAUUUUGGUGACUCGAAUUCGGAUACUGGUGGAAAAUCAGCAGCAUUUCGUCAAGUGCCCCCACCCAAUGGGCUGACUUUCUUCGGCAGUCCCAUGGGCAGAGUGUGCGAUGGUCGUCUAAUCCUAGACCUCAUAGCGGACAGGUUGGAGUUGCAGUACUUGAGUCCAUAUUUAGAUUCAGUAAUGGCAAAUUUUAGAAAUGGUGCAAAUUUUGCAACAGCAGGUUCAUCUAUACUUCCUGGUGGUUAUAGUCCUUUUAGCCUUGAGGUUCAGAUUUCUCAGUUUUUACAAUUCAAAAAACGGACUAUUUUGCUCUCUGAUUUAUCAAUUCCAAAUAACUCAAAAUGGUCUUCCUCCAAAGUCAACAUUGCAAAUCCACAAGAUUUUUCUAAGGCACUGUACACAUUUGACAUUGGACAGAAUGACCUUUCUUAUGGUUUUCAACAUACCCAUGAAGCACAAGUCAGAGCAUCCAUUCCACUAAUCUUAGACAAUUUUACUCAAGCAAUUCAUCAACUAUACUAUGAAGGGGCUGUGAAUUUCUGGAUCCACAAUACUGGUCCCAUUGGCUGUUUGCCCUACAGUGUGAUAGAUUAUCCAUUGAAGCCUCAGGGCUUGGAUGGCAUUGGGUGCAUAGAGAACCAAAACAAGGUGGCUCGUGAGUUUAACGAGCAACUCAAGGACAGGAUAUUACACUUACGAGCAGAGCUUCCUCGUGCUGCAUUUACUUAUGUUGACAUUUAUUCAGCUAAGUAUCAACUAAUUAGCUCUGCCAAGGAACAAGGGUUUGGUGACCCAUUGAAAUUUUGCUGUGGAUGGUACAACAAUGGUUCUGAAGUUGCAUGUGGACAGACAGCUAUAGUGAAUGGCACAGAGCAUGGGAAGGCAUGUAGUGAUCCCACAAAGUACAUUAGCUGGGAUGGGAUACAUUACACAGAUGCUGCAAAUGUCUGGUUAGCCAAAUCAAUUCUCAAUGGCUCUUUCUCAGACCCUCCAGUUCCUAUUGAACAAUCUUGCAGUCACUCAUCCACCAGAGUUUAACAAGAUGUGCUUUGGACCGGCCACGAUCAUCCUGCAAUUUCCAAGAUUA
This is a messenger RNA of Solanum verrucosum, 1189 nucleotides long. Its product is annotated as GDSL esterase/lipase At3g27950-like. Gene Ontology annotation, molecular function: hydrolase activity, acting on ester bonds. The record is from RefSeq and is a predicted model, not a curated record. Bases 7 to 1140 code for a protein of 377 amino acids. The transcript is spliced from 5 exons. Lineage: Eukaryota; Viridiplantae; Streptophyta; Magnoliopsida; Solanales; Solanaceae.